ACAGAGAUUUCCCACUAGGCAUCCGGCUGUGGCGUUCAUUCUUCCUCUUAUUGUGUUGAGCCAAUUUCAGUUUCACUCUAUUCUGUAUGGGAACUGGACAAUGGUGGGGAAGAUGGAGAAGUUUGUUCUGUGGUUUCUUUUUCUUGCCGGAUCUCUUGCACAAGAAGAUUUGGUUGGCAAUGUCUUUCUCUUUCCUAAGCCGUCAGUAACAACGUACGCAAUCCUGAAGCCAAAGGUAGAAAAGCCACUGAAGACUCUCACCGUUUGCUUGAGAUCCUACACAUCCCUCACUCGAUUUCAUCCCCUCUUCUCUUUGGCCACUCGUAGUCCAGACCAGGACAAUGCGUUUCUCAUUUUUCCCAAGCCUCCAAACCAAUUUUCCAUUUAUAUUAACCAAGAAGAAAAUGUUUUCAAAGUUGAUCCCAGUGCUACUGAGUGGAAACACACCUGUGUGAGCUGGGACUCUGCCUCUGGGGUGAUUGAGCUCUGGAUCGAUGGGAAAUUGUAUCCAAGAACAGUUUCCAAAAAGGCAUCAUCUAUUGGUUCCCCAUCUAGUAUUAUCCUGGGGCAGGAACAGGACUAUUUCGGUGGUGGGUUUAAUGUUGAUCAGUCCUUUGUGGGUGAGAUAAGUGACGUCCACAUGUGGGAUUAUGUACUGACCCCAGAUCAUAUACAGAAGGUUCUGUUUGCCAAUAUGGAUUUCACUGGUAAUAUCCUCAGCUGGAGAUCACUGCAAUAUGAGCUAAGAGGCCAAGCCUCUUCCCAGCCUAAACGCCAGUGUAAAGCGCUUGAGCACCAUUAUGGAUUGUUUGCCAAGUGCUAUGAAUGAAAAGUAAUUACUGUACCUUAAACCUUAAUAUUGUUUCCAUUAACUUUACUAAUUUUACUGUAGCUCUUGGUCAUCUUGGAAAUCAGGCAGUUACAGAAUAAAGAUGCAAUAGACUACAGGGAUAACAUGUAGCCUCCUAAUUCCCCUUAUUUUGAUAACAUUUAAAUCAAUUCUGUUUGUAUUUACAUCAUAUGUUGAUAAUGAAUAAAGUACCUGCUACAUAUUA
Molecule: messenger RNA, 1055 nt
Organism: Xenopus tropicalis (tropical clawed frog)
Lineage: Eukaryota; Metazoa; Chordata; Amphibia; Anura; Pipidae
Source: RefSeq, a predicted model, not a curated record